Molecule: messenger RNA, 834 nt
Organism: Closterium sp. Naga37s-1
Lineage: Eukaryota; Viridiplantae; Streptophyta; Zygnematophyceae; Desmidiales; Closteriaceae
Source: the annotation of a GenBank genome assembly
AUGACGACGGCAGCGCGGCCGACAUGGGCGCCGGCAAAGGGAGGCGAGGAGCAGGGCGGGUCGCGCAUAUUCGGGCCGAGUCAGAAGUACUCCGCUAGAGAUGUCGCCAGCCACACGAGCCUCAAACCCAGGAGGGAGGGGCAGGUGACGAAGGAGGAGGUGAAGCGGCGGGACCUGCGGGGGGAGCUGGAGGAGCGUGAGAGGCGGCACUUCGCCGCAAAGGACAAGGAGCAGCAGCUGCGCACCGACGACCGCAAACGAACCUCUGGCUUGUUGUUACCAGGUGGGGGGGCGUUGGGAGGGCGGAAGGAGGUGGAGGAGCGGUUGAUACCCCGAGCAGCGGAUGCAGACGACUCCGAUGGGGAGGACAGGCGGGGAGGCGGGGGUGAUGACGAGGAUGAUGACGAUGAUGACGAGGACGAUGACGAGGAUGACACCAUGGAGUUGCUUGCUGAGCUGGAGAGAAUCAAGAAGGAGCGAGCCGAGGAGAAGCUGCGCAAGGUAUGUGGCGUCCCAUGCGUACCCUGCCCUCUUUAUCUCUGGUUCGCCUCUCCUCCCUGCUCUGCUGCCCGCCCUCUGCGCGCCCAUGUGGUGUCAUGUGAGCAGGAGAAGGAGCAGGCGGAGCAGGAGGCGAAGGCGAGAGAGAAGGAGAUGGCACGCGGCAACCCCAUCAUGGCUGCUGGGGGCUCCGCCUUUGCUGUCAAGCGCAGGUGGGACGACGACGUGGUGUUCCGCAACCAGGCCAAGGACGAGCAGAAGCCCUCCAAGCGAUUCAUCAACGACACCAUUCGCAGCGACUUCCACCGCCGCUUCCUCAACAAGUACAUGAAGUAA